Messenger RNA from Puma concolor (puma), 1914 nucleotides. It is a transcript of the gene GCLC, whose product is annotated as glutamate-cysteine ligase catalytic subunit. Gene Ontology annotation, molecular function: glutamate-cysteine ligase activity. Lineage: Eukaryota; Metazoa; Chordata; Mammalia; Carnivora; Felidae. Gene Ontology annotation, biological process: glutathione biosynthetic process. Gene Ontology annotation, cellular component: glutamate-cysteine ligase complex. The record is from RefSeq and is a predicted model, not a curated record.
AUGGGGCUGCUGUCCCAGGGCUCGCCGCUGAGCUGGGAGGAGACCAAGCGCCACGCCGACCACGUGCGGCGGCACGGGAUCCUCCAGUUCCUGCACAUCUACCACGCCGUCAAGGACCGGCACAAGGACGUGCUCAAGUGGGGCGACGAGGUGGAAUACAUGUUGGUGUCUUUUGAUCAUGAAAAUAAGAGAGUCCAGUUGGUCCUGUCUGGAGAAGAAGUUCUUGAAACUCUACAAGAAAAGGGGGAAAGGACAAACCCAAACCAUCCUACCCUGUGGAGACCAGAGUAUGGCAGUUACAUGAUUGAAGGCACACCUGGACAACCGUACGGAGGAACUAUGUCCGAGUUCAACACAGUUGAAGACAACAUGAGAAAACGCCGGAAGGAGGCGACCUCUUUAUUAGGAGAAAAUCAGGCUCUUUGCACAAUAACUUCAUUUCCCAGAUUAGGCUGUCCUGGGUUCACGCUGCCAGAGUUUAAACCCAAUCCACUUGAAGGAGGAGCUUCCAAGUCCCUCUUCUUUCCUGAUGAAGCCAUAAACAAGCAUCCCCGCUUCAGUACCCUAACAAGAAAUAUCCGACACAGGAGAGGAGAAAAGGUUGUCAUCAAUGUACCAAUAUUUAAGGACAAGAAUACACCAUCUCCAUUUAUGGAAACAUUUCCUGAGGAUGAGGAGGCAGCAAGGGCUUCCAAGCCUGAUCAUAUUUACAUGGAUGCCAUGGGAUUUGGGAUGGGUAAUUGCUGUCUUCAGGUAACGUUCCAAGCCUGCAGCAUAUCUGAGGCCAGAUACCUUUAUGAUCAGCUGGCCACCAUCUGUCCAAUUGUCAUGGCUUUGAGUGCUGCGUCUCCUUUUUACCGAGGCUAUAUGUCAGACAUUGAUUGUCGCUGGGGAGUGAUUUCUGCAUCUGUAGAUGAUAGAACUCGGGAGGAGAGAGGACUGGAGCCACUGAAGAACAAUAGCUAUAGGAUCAGUAAAUCCCGAUAUGAUUCAAUAGACAGUUAUUUAUCUGAGUGUGGGGAGAAAUACAAUGACAUCGACUUGACAAUUGAUAAAGAAAUCUACCAACAGCUGCUGCAGGAAGGCAUUGAUCAUCUCCUGGCUCAGCAUGUCGCUCAUCUCUUCAUCAGAGACCCACUGACUCUAUUUGAAGAGAAAAUACACUUGGAUGAUGCCAAUGAAUCAGACCAUUUUGAGAACAUUCAGUCCACAAAUUGGCAGACAAUGAGAUUUAAGCCCCCUCCUCCAAACUCUGACAUUGGAUGGAGAGUAGAAUUCCGACCCAUGGAGGUUCAGUUAACAGACUUUGAGAACUCUGCAUAUGUGGUGUUUGUGGUGCUGCUUACAAGAGUGAUCCUUUCAUACAAACUGGAUUUUCUCAUUCCACUAUCAAAGGUUGAUGAAAACAUGAAAGUUGCACAGAAACGAGAUGCUGUCUUGCGGGGAAUGUUUUAUUUCAGGAAAGAUAUUUGCAAAGGUGGGAACACUGUGGUGGAUGGCUACGGGAAGGUCCAGAACACCUCGGAACUGACCACGGAGGACUACACCCUGAUGAGCAUAGACACCAUCAUCAACGGGAAGGAGGGUGUGUUUCCUGGGUUGAUCCCGAUUCUGAACUCUUACCUUGAAAACAUGGAGGUGGAUGUGGACACUAGAUGUAGUAUUCUGAACUACUUAAAGCUAAUUAAGAAGAGAGCAUCUGGAGAACUAAUGACAGUUGCCAGAUGGAUGAGAGAGUUUAUCUCAAACCAUCCUGACUAUAAGGGAGACAGUGUAAUCACUGAUGAAAUGAACUAUAGCCUCAUCUUAAAGUGUAACCAAAUUGCAGACGAAUUGUGUGAGUGCCCGGAGUUACUUGGACCAGCGUUUAGGAAAGUGAAAUACAGUGGAAGUAAAACGGACCCUUCCAACUGA